This is a messenger RNA of Prunus armeniaca (apricot), 1044 nucleotides long. The record is from the annotation of a GenBank genome assembly. Lineage: Eukaryota; Viridiplantae; Streptophyta; Magnoliopsida; Rosales; Rosaceae.
AUGGAAGAAGCACCAAUUCAUGACAAUCAAUCACCACUUAUUCUAGGUCGGCCAUUCAUGGCAACUAUCGGUGCUAUUAUUGAUGUGAAAAAGGGUACAUUAACCAUGAAUGUGUUUGAUGAGACAAUUGCAUUCAAAGUGUUUGAAGCCUCCAAGUUUCCAAGUGAUAAGCAUGAAGUUUUCCAUCUUGAUGCAAUUGAUACUAUGGUGAAAGAAGCACUGCCAAUGAGUUAUUUGGAGCCCAUUGAAGCAUGCAUCACACAAAGCAUAAGGAAAGAAGAAGUGGACAGCUUAGAGGCUAUGAUCUCUCCUUUACUUCUUGAGCUUGUUUGCAGCAUGGAUAGCUAUAUAGAAGUUGGAAAGAGGUAUGCAAACCAAUUUGAAUCAUUACCCCCACCUACUAAUAAGGUUUUACCUUUUAUUGUGCAGGCACUAGAGUUAGAAUUAAAGCAAUUGCCAAAACACCUUAAAUAUGCUUAUUUAGGUGAAAAUGAGACUCUACCUAUUAUCAUUGCCUCACACCUCAGACUAAAUGAUGAAAAGAAGCUUUUAAGAGUUCUAAAAAAGCACAAAAUUGCAAUUGGGUGGAGCAUUGCAAAUAUCAAAGGCAUAAGCCCAACACUGUGCAUGCACAAGAUAUUAUUGGAAGACAAUGCAAUGCCUAAGAGGGAUGCCCAAAGAUGUCUCAAUCCGAACAUGAAGGAGGUGGUAAGGAAAGAGGUAAUGAAGCUUUUAGAUGUUGGUAUUAUUUACCCUAUUUCUGAUAGUAAAUGGGUGAGCCCAGUGCAAGUUGUCCCCAAGAAGUCAGGUAUCACAGUGGUGAAGAAUGAAGCAAACGAGCUUGUACCUACACGGAUGACCACGGGCUGGAGAGUUUGCAUUGAUUAUAGGAAGCUCAACACAGCGACAAGCAAGGAUCACUUUCCUCUCCCAUUCAUUAAUCAAAUGCUUGAGAGAUUAGCUGGCCAUAGCCACUAUUGCUUCCUUGAUGGAUAUUCAGGCUAUAACCAAAUCGCCAUAGCCCAGAGGAUCAAGAGAAGAUGA